CUAGAAAUAUGUUAGUACCUUGACAAUACGUUAAACUUUGCGGUGGUAAUAUUCACCGAAAUGGAAUUUAUUUUGAUCCUGUGUAUAGUGGCUAUUGCUCAUGGGGGUGUUGUUCCAAAUGGUGAUGAAGUAUCGAACGAGGCAAAGCGUAUUGUUGGUGGUCAAGACACAACGAUAGGGAAACAUGCAUGGCAGGUGUCACUACAGCGUAAAUCCGGGACAUCAUGGAGUCACUCAUGUGGUGGUUCUAUAAUUGGUGAGAAGUGGGUUGUAACUGCAGCUCAUUGUGUGGAAGGAAGUCCAGUAAGCUCUCUUAGAAUAGCCGCUGGAACAACAACAUGGAGCAGUGGAGGCGACACACGCUUACUAUCGUCCUUUACUAUGCAUCCUGAUUAUGAUGGGUUUGGAGAUGGCUUCCCUAACGAUAUCGCUGUAUUGGAACUUGAAUCAGCUUUACCAUUUAGUAGUUCUAUUGCAAAGAUUGAGUUGGCAGAUGACGAGGGGAAUUUUUCGGGAGACAAAUGUAUGAUUACAGGAUGGGGUCUGACAAAUGAUGAACCAGGUCUUCCAGAUGUGUUACAGGAAGUAACAAUGACAGUAUUGACUAAUGCUGAUUGUACCGACAGAUGGUCAACUGUUACUGGUGCUACGAUCAACGGAGGUCACAUUUGUAUCGGUAAUGAUCAAGACAGCGGCAAAUCAGCAUGCAAUGGUGACAGUGGUGGACCUAUGCAAUGUGAGGUACAGGGAACAACCUACCUGGCAGGAGCAACAUCCUGGGGAAUCAGUGGGUGUGGAGUAGGAUACCCUAGUGUUUAUACAAGGAUCUCAUUCUUCAGAGAUUGGAUCAGACAACAGACCGGGAUCUAAAUU
Mytilus trossulus (common blue mussel) is the source of this 873-nucleotide messenger RNA. RefSeq names its product chymotrypsin-like serine proteinase. The record is from RefSeq and is a predicted model, not a curated record. Gene Ontology annotation, molecular function: serine-type endopeptidase activity. Bases 61 to 870 code for a protein of 269 amino acids. Lineage: Eukaryota; Metazoa; Mollusca; Bivalvia; Mytilida; Mytilidae. The transcript has 7 exons. Gene Ontology annotation, biological process: proteolysis.